AUGGAUCUAUCGAAUCUACUUUCCAACCUUCCUGCCACACGGCCCGUAGACCAGGAGUCUGUGGACGGCAUAAACACUGAGCUCGCUAUCGAGUUCAAAAACGCCGCCAAUCUGAUCACCUCGUUGUACAACACAAAACUAAAAGAUGCUACAACACCCCCAACCACCUCAUCCACCUCACAAAACACCGAGUUUGCCAAGGCCGCAAAGUCGGUGGCAUCCUUGUAUCGGCUCAGUAAGACUUCCAACAGCUUAAACCACUACAACGGGUACCUUUCGUGUUUGAACGACGUUCUCACCGUUCUUAGUGACCAUGGUGAUAUCGAGAACUGGGCACUCAUGAAAAAGGCUGAAAUCGCCAACAUCCACAAAUGCAGACAGUCGGACGACGAUGAGCCCGAGCCCGAGGUCGCAGCCUCUGUUACUGCCGUACUGCCCCCUGAAAUCCCCAAGGAUCAUGUGUUUUCCAUGUCCCCUGACCUUGUGGCCCCAUACCAGUUUAGGCCCAGUUAUGCUCCAUUGUCAGUAAUACACUCUCCGAGACAGCGAAGUAACUGGAAACAGCUUAAGAAAGAGAAGGAGGUCAACAGGAAGAGAGCAGAAGAGGUGAAGGAGGAAGAUGCUGAGGCAAGAAAGAGGAAGAGUCAUGACAAGGGAGAGCAGAGACGGAAGAGGGACAAGAAGACGUAG
Molecule: messenger RNA, 690 nt
Organism: Yamadazyma tenuis ATCC 10573
Lineage: Eukaryota; Fungi; Ascomycota; Pichiomycetes; Serinales; Debaryomycetaceae
Source: RefSeq, a predicted model, not a curated record